AAUUGGGAGUCUGAUAAGAUGUAAAAGUGCCACGAAGAAUUGGUUGACACUUGGUUUUGCUAUUUGAAUUAGAAUAGUUACCGAGAAGAAGCUCGUCGAAAUGAAAGGAUUUGUGGUUCUAGCCCUUGCCCUCUUGGCUUCUACCCAAAUUUCUGCUCAAACUCCUCCAACAUGCGUCGACGCAAAAUUCCAAGCUUGCCAGUACAAUAUGGCUCAAAGCCUCGGGCUCAAUGAUACGGUAUCUGCUCAAUUGUUCAAGGACUAUACUAUCAUGUACAACUACUUCCUGUACAUGUUCGGAAGAAAUCCAGGACAGACUGCCGAUAUGUUGACCGUUUGCAACAGUCUCGAAACUUUCAAUCUCUGCAUGCACGGAAACCGUGGAUGUUUGGACAUUUACAACCUAAUCAAGAAGACUGACAUUAAUAAUGCUUACGCGGUGGAGGCAACCUAUAGACAAUACUCGUCCUUCAACUGUGGCCCAGGAAUUAAUACUCUCGAGCACGAAGGCCUCAGCUGCCCACAACGAGUUCUCAACACCCAAUCAAAUAUUCUCAUCGGAUGCGUUCAAACCUACAUCACCAACGUGGCAAAUGACGCUACAAACGGUUGCAAGUACGGUCAAGACCUCAUGAAUUGCUGGUCAGCCCCAUUCCAGACUGCUCCCUGCCGCAGAGAAGCUGGAGUUGCCACGUGGUGGGCUUGUGAGCAGAAUAAGGUUUUCGUGAAGACUACCUUCCCAAGUUGCCCAUUGGCUUGUGAUGAAAAAUUCGGCCCAUUCUUCGGUGCCAACGCUAAUUGGCUCGAUACUCACCACAAAAUUGUCGAUGAUGUUCAUUGGUUCAAGAUGCCUGAUACAGUUGAGCAGAAGGACGGUCAACUUGUCUCUGUUGAUGGAGUUUGGCUGAAAUCUCUUUAAAUUUUACUUUAAAUUUGAAAAUUUGAAAAUUUUGAUUUUUUCGAAAUAAAUGUUUAUUGUAUUCUUU
Messenger RNA from Caenorhabditis elegans, 986 nucleotides. RefSeq names its product DUF19 domain-containing protein (gene nspg-9). The record is from RefSeq and is marked reviewed. The coding region runs from base 101 to 919 and encodes 272 amino acids. The transcript has 7 exons. NCBI's taxonomy places the organism in Eukaryota, Metazoa, Nematoda, Chromadorea, Rhabditida, Rhabditidae.